Drosophila hydei is the source of this 436-nucleotide messenger RNA. RefSeq names its product PI-actitoxin-Aeq3a. Lineage: Eukaryota; Metazoa; Arthropoda; Insecta; Diptera; Drosophilidae. The record is from RefSeq and is a predicted model, not a curated record. The transcript has 2 exons. Gene Ontology annotation, molecular function: serine-type endopeptidase inhibitor activity. The coding region runs from base 88 to 375 and encodes 95 amino acids.
UGAUUUUAGCUGGUUGGAGACUGUGUAAAAUAUAUAUUUCUAUAUAUUUUUUAAUGAACUGCGCUUAAGAUCGUAUUUAGAUCCAGAAUGAUAUUGAUUAGCUGGAGUGUGCUGCUGUUGCUCCUGCUGCUGCAUAUAACCAUUAGCUUUGGUCUGCAUCUGGAGAAUCAGACGCGGGAGCAUGUCAAGCAGCUGAUCGCUUGCAAACAGCCUAAGGCGCCGGGCCUGUGCCGUGGCAAACACUUGCGUUACGCCUACAACAAGGAGACGGGCAACUGCGAGAGCUUCUACUACACAGGCUGCGCUUCGACGGAAAACAAUUUCCUCACCUACGAGGAGUGCAGACGCGACUGCAUGCAGCGCGGACGCUACUAGAGUAGAUCCUAGUUAAUAUUUUGUUUUUAUUACGAAAAAAUUAAUUUAUAUUCUACAAGAA